Chenopodium quinoa (quinoa) is the source of this 2446-nucleotide messenger RNA. RefSeq names its product glyoxylate/hydroxypyruvate reductase A HPR2-like. Gene Ontology annotation, cellular component: cytosol. The transcript is spliced from 2 exons. The record is from RefSeq and is a predicted model, not a curated record. Gene Ontology annotation, molecular function: glyoxylate reductase (NADPH) activity; hydroxypyruvate reductase [NAD(P)H] activity; NAD binding. Lineage: Eukaryota; Viridiplantae; Streptophyta; Magnoliopsida; Caryophyllales; Amaranthaceae. Bases 15 to 959 code for a protein of 314 amino acids.
UCUCUACUUUACAAAUGGAGAAGAAAGGCGUACUAAUGACCUCCCCAAUGUCCUCCUACUUAGAACACGAACUCAAUUCCCGCUUCACCCUCUUCAAAAUCUGGGAAAAACCUUGCUCAACCCCACAAUUUCUCAAACAAAACUCAAACUCAAUCCACGCAAUUGUAAGCAAUGCAGCAAACGGUGCCAAUGCUGAAGUGAUCGAAUUCCUCCCCAAUUUAGAGAUUGUCGCAAGCUACAGUGUUGGGGUUGAUAAAAUAGAUCUGGGUUUGUGUAAAAAGAGAGAAAUUAAGGUUACUAAUACUCCUGAUGUUCUUACUGAUGAUGUUGCUGAUUUAGCUAUUGGGUUGAUUUUGAGUACUCUUCGAAGGGUUUGCGUUGCUGAUGCUUUUGUCAGAAAUGGGUGUUGGAAGAAUUCUGCUUUUCCUCUGUCUACUAAGUUCACUGGUAAAUCAGUGGGAAUUCUUGGAUUGGGCAGGAUUGGCUCUGCUAUUGCAAAGAGAGCAGGAGCAUUUGGAUGCCAAGUUAGUUACUGCUCCAGGUCUAAGAAACCUGAUGUGCAGUACAAAUACUAUGAAAAGGUUAUUGACUUGGCAGCUAACUGUGAAAUCCUUGUCGUUUCAUGCUCCCUAACUGAAGAAACCCGUCAUAUCAUCAACCGUGAUGUCAUUGAUGCACUGGGUCCAAAGAGUAUCCUCAUAAACAUUGGAAGAGGUGCUCAUGUUGUUGAAGCUGAGCUUGUAUCUGCUCUGCUUGAAGGUAGAUUAGGUGGUGCAGGGCUUGAUGUGUUUGAGAAUGAGCCAAACGUUCCUGAAGAACUGUUGAAGCUUGAUAACGUGGUGAUGUUAUCUCAUGUUGGAAGUGACACUGUUGAAACUUGCAAGGCCAUGGCUGAUCUCGUGAUCAGAAAUCUGGAGGCACAUUUCCGAAAAGAGCCAUUGUUGACUCCAGUUAUUUAACAUUAUCUGAAGGCAUGGAAGACUUUGGAUCAUUGAGAUCAACACAAUCUGUUUUAUCGCCGCAUUAGCUAUGAAAAGGCUCUGCUCGCCUGAGAUUCUGGUAAUUCUCUGAUUUUUCACUGAGAUGCCUCAUAUUGCUUGAGCUUUCUCUCAUCUUUGCAGUAAUCUGAGGCGAUGAAAGGCAUCAUUGAUUUUCAUACAUACACACAUGAUCUGCCUUUUUUUUAACAUAAAAUUUUCAUUUACCAUAUCACAGUUUUUUUGCAAUCUCCUUUAGUUUAAGAUUUAGCUUCUUGUCUAAACCUCUUAGAUAGUCAAAUGACAAAUUGUUGAUCUGAUUCUGGAUGUACAAAGUUGCAACAAAACUUCAUUUUUCAGUGAUUCAACUUUGUUAUCCUUAAAACUAAUGCAAGUAGUAAUUUUAUCAUCCGUUUCACAGUCUGUUAUGUACUAGCACUUCUGAUGGAGACACCGAGAAGAUCGAACCAUUAUAAGCUAGGCAGAACCGCAGCAAACUGUGGAUGUUAUGUUCUAAAACCUAAAAUUAGUGAACUAUUGUUAAUCUAAAGUAAAAGCACCAUUGAUAUCAAGUCUCGGUUAGUUGUGUAAUUGUUAGGCAAUUAGCCAGAUUCGUUGGACUGAAAUAAGUAAAUAACGAGAGGGUUAGUCAGUUAGCCAGACUUGACGGAUUGGAAUAACUAGUUGACAACCCUUUGACAUGAUGAUGUGAGUUUAAGGCCAUUUCCUGCACCUCCAUAUCACCCGCUUUAUUAUCUUCUGCAUCACAGAAUAUGCAUGUAUGGGUAGGUUGCUCACCUCAUCCUUAAGACUAGCUAAAACAUUAGGUGGCUCACCUUAUCCAUGAAUUAGCAUCUUAGAGCACAUGUAUUUUGUUUAGUUUAACUGUAAAAAUUACUCGAUAAUAGGCCUUACUUUUUUGGGGUUUUGGAAGAUGCACUGAACCAACUGAUUAAUAGAACUUAAUUAUGUUAAUUUGGCAUGAUUUAAUAAUCAUUUAUGUGUAUAGUGGAUGAAUAAGUGAUUCUUGAUUCAAUUUUUUUAGGCACGUCAAUGUCAAUGUGUAGGGGUCUAUCUCUUUUUGUUCGUUUUAUAAAGUUGGAGAACAUGUAUUGGCUCUUUUAUAAAUUAGAAUUUGGAGGAAGGUUCCAGCACUAUGGACUUACGACCUCUAUACACUCUCCGUCCUAAAAUGAUACUCGUAUAAUGAAGUAAUAUCUUGUAAUGUUCGGAAAAAUUUGCUAUGAAUGUAUCUAAUUAGAGAUGAUAAUGGUGAGGGUAGAUGCAUGACACUUGAGGCUUGAACGCACCCCAGGAUUUUAUCCAAUUGAAUGAGUCAUUUAAAGUAGUACUCCCAUUUCUUAAAAUUUCAUCAAUACAAUAUAAUCACCAUUAUCUAUCCAAAUUAGAAAAAGAAGACUCCCACACGCUUAGAUUUCUUAAAUUUAUAAGAAAUCUCAAUCUUAACG